CCGGCAUCGUCUUCACCCAUCCACACGUCACAUCUAAACCCCUGAACAUGGCAACGUCAACCACUGCUGGCACUCCUGCCGCACCCAACCCAGGUGAGAAGAGCAGAGUGAGGCUGGUACGACUGCGCUGCUCCACCGUUCUGCUUUACUGACUGCAGAACCAUGUCCGCCUCCACUCACUUCCGCCGCCGUGGCAUCCCCCAUCGUCGUAUCCCCUUCCUCCCCUACUGUAGAGGUCAUGGGACAAAAGUCGCAGUCCGGCGGCAAAGACUCUGGAUCCGCCGAGCUCUCUUACCUCAAGUCGCUCGUGUCCCAGCUGAACGAGAAGAUCGCCGGCCUGGAAGGUGUGGCCAAGGACACUGCCAUGUCUGCAAAGGACUCUGCCCUCUCCGUCGCAUCGUCCAUCUCUUCCUCGUCCCCUACCGCUGCAGGAGGCGUGCGAAUGAUCCUCAUUGGACCUCCAGGAGCAGGAAAGGGUACCCAGGCACCCAAGAUCCUAGAGAGGUACAAGAACUCCGUAUGCCACUUGGCCACCGGUGACAUGCUCCGUGAGCAGGUCAGCAAGGGAACCGACCUGGGCAAGAAGGCAAAGGAGAUCAUGGACGCCGGUAAGCUCGUCAGCGAUGAGAUCAUGGUGGGCAUGAUCGAGAACCAGCUCGAGACCAAUGAGAAGUGCAAGGGAGGCUUCAUCCUUGAUGGCUUCCCACGUACCACUCCUCAGGCUCAGAAGCUGGACGACAUGCUUCACAACAAGUCGCAGAAGCUCGACCACGCCGUCGAGCUUAAGAUCCAGGACUCACUCCUCAUCUCGCGGAUCACUGGCCGACUGAUCCACCCUGCCUCGGGAAGGUCCUACCACAAGGAGUUCAGCCCACCCAAGAAGGCCAUGACCGACGACGUCACUGGCGAGCCUCUGAUCCAGCGAUCCGACGACAAUGCCGAGACUCUGAGGAAGCGUCUCAGCACCUAUCACGCUCAGACGGCCGAGGUGACCGACUACUACAGAAAGCAGAACAUCUGGAGCCCCGUCGACGCUUCGCAAUCACCCAAGAUCGUCUGGCAGUCGAUCAAUGCCAUCCUCGAAAAGAAGGAGAAGGAGUCGAAGUAAAGCGAUGCGCAGAGAGGCAGGCCGCACUGGAUGAGAUAGCGCAGGGUAGAGCAAGAGGCGGUCGAAAGAAGGCAGAGAGACAGACAGACAGAGAGAAGAGAAAUGUUGUGAUGGACCCUUCCCGGCUGGUCCGUCCGUUAAUAGUAUCCAAGCAAUGGACUUACCUCGUCGAAGUUCCGCAUAAUGGAUUUUUGUUCUGGCUUCCUCUUCUUCUUCCUCUUAUCCACGUGGAUC
Messenger RNA from Microstroma glucosiphilum, 1342 nucleotides. RefSeq names its product adenylate kinase 1. Gene Ontology annotation, biological process: ADP biosynthetic process. NCBI's taxonomy places the organism in Eukaryota, Fungi, Basidiomycota, Exobasidiomycetes, Microstromatales, Microstromataceae. The transcript is spliced from 4 exons. The record is from RefSeq and is a predicted model, not a curated record. Gene Ontology annotation, cellular component: cytoplasm; mitochondrion. Gene Ontology annotation, molecular function: AMP kinase activity; ATP binding. Bases 239 to 1108 code for a protein of 289 amino acids.